UUGGAACCCGCGCCACCCGCGCCAAACGCCAUUUUCGACGUUGUUUGGUUCGGAGUCGUUGUGUGCUACCGGCGUAUUGCCCAAUUUUUCAGUAUUCGAAGUUGUUAUAGUUGCCAAAGAUGUCUAAAUCGGAUGAAGCAAUGGACACAGGAGAUACAGGAGAAAAUUCGAAUGCCUCCUCCGCUGAAGAAGCAGCCCCUAAAAAGGGGAAGGGUGAAGAGUAUGAGAGCAAAGUUGAAACUGAUCGCAGCAAGCGUUUUGAUUUCCUUCUCAAGCAAACAGAAAUUUUUUCCCACUUUAUGUCAAAUUCUUCCAAAGAAAAGGCACCAGGCAGUCCUGUUAAGCUAAAACCUGGGCGACCCAAGAAAAUUGUGGACAAACCCGAUAAACCUAAAGAAAAAGAGGAAGACCCUGCUGACCACCGGCACCGUAAAACAGAACAGGAGGAAGAUGAAGAGCUUCUUGCAGAAUCCAAUGCCAAUGCCAAAAUAGUUACUAGAUUUGAUGCCUCUCCAUUUUACAUUAAGUCUGGUGAACUUCGUGAUUAUCAAGUCCGUGGUCUGAAUUGGAUGAUCUCCCUGUAUGAAAAUGGUAUCAAUGGUAUUUUGGCCGAUGAAAUGGGUCUGGGUAAAACUUUGCAGACUAUUUCACUUUUAGGGUACAUGAAACACUUCCGUAAUAUUCAUGGACCCCAUUUGGUCAUUGUUCCCAAAUCAACUCUUCAAAACUGGAUGAAUGAGUUUAACAAAUGGUGUCCAACUUUAAGAGCAGUUUGCUUGAUCGGUGACCAGGAUCAGAGGAACACAUUUAUCCGCGAGACACUUAUGCCUGGAGAAUGGGAUGUUUGCAUUACCUCUUAUGAAAUGGUAAUCAGAGAGAAAGGUGUGUUCAAGAAAUUCAAUUGGAGGUAUAUGGUGAUUGAUGAAGCCCACAGAAUCAAGAAUGAAAAGUCAAAGCUCUCUGAAAUUGUACGAGAGUUCAAAACAACUAACAGAUUGCUACUUACCGGAACACCUCUUCAAAAUAAUCUUCAUGAACUUUGGUCUCUCUUGAACUUUUUGUUGCCUGAUGUAUUUAAUUCAUCUGAAGAUUUUGACUCUUGGUUUAAUACCAAUAGUUUCUUGGGAGACAAUUCUCUUGUUGAACGUUUGCAUGCUGUUCUUCGCCCCUUCCUACUCCGUCGUUUGAAAUCAGAUGUGGAGAAAAGACUCAAACCAAAGAAGGAAGUUAAAAUUUAUGUUGGUUUGAGUAAAAUGCAAAGAGAGUGGUACACCAAAGUGCUAAUGAAAGACAUUGAUGUUGUUAAUGGUGCCGGAAAAAUUGAAAAAAUGCGUUUGCAAAACAUUUUGAUGCAGUUGAGGAAAUGCUCCAAUCACCCAUAUCUUUUUGAUGGUGCUGAACCAGGUCCUCCUUAUACAACUGAUGAGCAUUUGGUUUAUAAUUGUGGCAAAAUGGUGAUCUUGGAUAAGCUGCUCCCAAAACUUCAAGAGCAAGGAUCUCGUGUUCUUAUUUUCUCUCAAAUGACCCGUAUGUUAGAUAUUUUAGAAGAUUACUGCCAUUGGAGAUGUUACAAUUACUGCCGUUUGGAUGGUAACACUCCACAUGAAGACAGACAAAGGCAAAUCAACGAGUACAAUGAGCCCAACAGCAAGAAAUUUGUCUUCAUGUUGUCUACACGUGCAGGUGGUCUUGGUAUCAAUUUGGCUACUGCUGAUGUUGUUGUCAUUUAUGAUUCUGAUUGGAAUCCUCAGAUGGAUUUACAAGCUAUGGACAGAGCUCAUCGUAUUGGUCAGAAAAAGCAAGUUCGUGUUUUCAGAAUGAUUACUGAGAAUACUGUGGAAGAAAAGAUUGUUGAAAGAGCUGAGGUCAAACUACGUCUUGACAAGCUUGUCAUACAGCAGGGUCGGCUUGUUGAUAACAAAGCCGGUGCACUGAACAAAGAUGAAAUGCUGAAUAUGAUUCGGCAUGGUGCCAAUGAAGUAUUUGCAUCAAAGGAAUCUGCCAUCACAGACGAAGAUAUUGACACCAUUCUGGAAAAAGGAGAAAACAAAACUCAAGAGCUAAACAAAAAACUGUCUGAAAUGGGUGAAUCAUCUCUUCGUAACUUCACAGUUGAUACACCCACUGACUCAGUAUACAAAUUUGAAGGAGAAGAUUACAGGGACAAGCAGAAAAUUCUUGGCGUUGGCAAUUGGAUUGAACCUCCUAAGAGAGAAAGGAAAGCAAACUAUGCAGUGGAUGCCUACUUCAGAGAAGCUCUCCGGGUAUCUGAGCCAAAAGCACCUAAGGCACCAAGACCACCCAAACAACCAAUUGUUCAAGAUUUCCAAUUUUUCCCUCCUAGAUUGUUUGAACUGCUUGAUCAAGAAAUUUAUUAUUUCCGUCAAACUCUAGGUUAUAAGGUUCCCAAAAAUCCUGAGCUUGGUCCAGAAGCAGCUCGUGUGCAGAAAGAGGAACAGAGGAAAAUUGAUGAGGCUCAACUACUCUCUGAAGAGGAGCUUAACGAAAAGGAAUCAUUACUUAUGCAAGGCUUUACCAAUUGGACUAAGAGAGAUUUCAACCAGUUUAUUAAAGCUAAUGAGAAGUAUGGUAGAGAUGACAUUGAGAACAUAGCUCGCGAUGUUGAGGGAAAAACUCCUGAAGAAGUAAUGGAAUAUAGCACUGUGUUUUGGGAACGUUGUCAUGAACUGCAGGAUAUUGACAGGAUAAUGGGACAGAUUGAAAGAGGAGAGGCCAAAAUUCAGCGCCGAGCUGGAAUCAAAAAAGCACUUGAUGCUAAGAUGGCUCGGUAUCGCGCACCAUUCCAUCAGUUGCGCAUAUCAUAUGGUACAAACAAGGGAAAGAACUAUACUGAAGAGGAAGACCGCUUCCUUGUAUGCAUGCUUCACAAGUUGGGUUUUGAUAAGGAGAAUGUUUAUGAAGAAUUAAGAGCAGCAGUUAGAUCUGCUCCUCAGUUCCGUUUUGAUUGGUUUAUCAAGUCACGUACAGCAAUGGAAUUGCAAAGGAGAUGCAACACACUUAUCACACUAAUUGAAAGGGAAAACCAAGAGCUUGAAGAAAAAGAAAGGCAAGAGAAGAAAAGAGGCAGACCCAAAGGCAGUACUGCAGGCAGUAGUACCCCUAGCCAGAACAGCACCAGUCAGUCUAGUUCUGCAACACCUGCGCCCGCAACACCAAAUGCUAACAGUGGAACUCCAAAUGCGGCCAAACAAAAUCAGAAACGAAAGGGAGAUUCUAUGGGGCCUAGUUCUGCUAACUCAACACCAGACCCCAAAAUCAAAAAGAGAAAGAAGUGAAAAUUUUGAAUCAUCAACUUAACAUUGUGAUCAUGACAAUUGUGUAUGCAGCUAAUCUUAUUUCUCCAGUAUGAAAACUUAUUAGAAUUUUAGCUGUAUUGAUUGGACAAAUGAACUUUUAAUUUUAAGUUACUCCAAGUGGAGUAUCAACUUGCAUGUUAAUAUCUGUGAAUUUGACGAAUGACAUUGCAAUCGUUUGCACUAUAUUUUAGAAAGCAUGUAUUGAUGUGGCUCUAAGUUACAUCUUGCAUCUUAACUUUUCUCAUUUUAUGAUUUGUCAUCUUUCCUUGUACAUAUAGUAAAUCCUCAUCUGGUCUAGUAUUUGGUGUGUACUGUAUACUUGUUCCAAGGUAAUUUUAUUUAUGUAACAUUAAAGUAUCCUGUACCAUA
Frankliniella occidentalis (western flower thrips) is the source of this 3686-nucleotide messenger RNA. It is a transcript of the gene Iswi, whose product is annotated as chromatin-remodeling complex ATPase chain Iswi. Gene Ontology annotation, biological process: nucleosome organization; regulation of transcription by RNA polymerase II. The coding region runs from base 120 to 3296 and encodes 1058 amino acids. The record is from RefSeq and is a predicted model, not a curated record. Gene Ontology annotation, molecular function: DNA binding; nucleosome binding; histone binding. Lineage: Eukaryota; Metazoa; Arthropoda; Insecta; Thysanoptera; Thripidae. Gene Ontology annotation, cellular component: nucleus; chromatin. The transcript is spliced from 9 exons.